Messenger RNA from Ilex paraguariensis (yerba mate), 966 nucleotides. The record is from the annotation of a GenBank genome assembly. Lineage: Eukaryota; Viridiplantae; Streptophyta; Magnoliopsida; Aquifoliales; Aquifoliaceae.
AUGGGACACCACUCGUGCUGCAACCAGCAAAAGGUUAAGAGAGGCCUUUGGUCACCUGAGGAAGAUGAAAAGCUUAUUAGAUAUAUCACUACUCAUGGCUAUGGCUGUUGGAGUGAAGUUCCUGAGAAAGCUGGGCUUCAAAGAUGUGGCAAAAGCUGCCGUUUACGAUGGAUCAACUACCUGAGACCUGAUAUAAGAAGGGGCAGAUUUACACCCGAGGAGGAGAAGUUAAUAAUCAGCCUUCAUGGGGCCGUAGGGAACAGGUGGGCUCAUAUAGCAAGUCAUUUGCCUGGAAGAACAGACAACGAAAUAAAGAACUAUUGGAAUUCAUGGAUUAAGAAGAAGAUACGAAAGCCUUCAUCUUCAGCUCCUCCUCCGACUCUCUCUCCAAGUACAGAUCAUCAUCAACAUUUCCCACUGAAUUUUUCUGCAAACCAGUUAGAUAUUUUGAAUCAGGACUUGUCAUCGAGGCCACUGAUUCAGGAUAAUCUUUUCUCUUCUCCUAGUCCAUUAUUUAUGUUCGACACUGGCUCAAUUUCCGGGAUCAAUGGCGAUGGUAGUGGCCGAUCAACAGAGCUUUUUCACGAAUCGACGGUUCUGAACUCUGAAACAUGGCAAAUGAACCAACAUCAAGUUCAAGCUCUUCCCCUUCCAGUCUCUUUUACAACAAGCAUGAAUUCGAAUAUGUUGCCACCAUUGAUAGAGAACAUAGAAAGCAUGUUGCCAAUGGAAGUGCAAUCCUGCAGCUUAAAUGAGGAAGGAGAGAUAUCGUUGGAUUGCCUACAGAGACAAGAGUUGAAUCAAUGGGAUGAGACUCAACAAUGCUCAAGCUAUCUAUUUUGGGACCAACCUGAAGGACCACUAGGUGGGGAAGAAUUUGUACCAGCUCCAUCAAACACGGGGACUAUCCUAUCCUCUUAUCCUUCAUCUUUAAAAGACGUUCAUUUACAAUCAUAUCAUCACUAA